UAAAACAUAGAUAUCAGGAGGUUCACUUGGUGACUGCAGACGUCUCCUCACCCUAUAGAAUGGUUUCCUGGGCAGCCGGUGUCACGAGUUACCUGCUCCUGGUGCUAUCUGUUGUCGCUUUUCCCAGACCGGAGAAAAAGCAGGAGACUUGGCAAGAAUGGUCGUGGGAUGAAUUUGAUCCUACUGCAAUUGGAUCACAUAGCGUAUUGUCUAUGUUGGAUUUUUCUUUCAAAGAUUUACCUCUCAUAGAAGCCAAUGACACCUGUGAUGGAUGUUGCCUUGGUAACGAGACACAUGAGGUGUCUCCUGAUCCUCGCCAAACCGCCUUGGAGCCCUGGAAGAGCGACGAGGCUUCACCAUUGUUCCACCUGCAAGACAAGAAACAGGAAAAAAACAGCAAGAACUGCAGGGGAAAAUGUGUAGAGAAAACGCGUUUUACAGAUCUUUGGAAGAACAGUAAUAAAACAGCGUUCGGGACUUUAGGAAAUAAGAACAUUACUGAGCAGCUGACAGUUGGCGGCAACACUACAGCCGAUCGCUGCUUACACUGCUGCAAUGUGACGGAGACAGUACAGGACAACCCGCAGAUCACACAACACACAGAUCUGAAGACAAAGCCCAGACGUAAAAGAACUGAUUCUGAGGAAUAUGAGUCUGUUCUGCUUGGGAAAGCCGGUAUACUGACAAAGCCCAGACGUAAAAGAACUGAUUCUGAGGAAUAUGAGUCUGUUCUGCUUGGGAAAGCUGGUAUACUGCUGAGGAGUUCUACCAAGGAGAAAUUACUAUAUAACUGCAAGGAAGGGCGCUGCCGUGGUAACAAGUCAUAAAGUCUGAGUCAAGUUUGAACCAUCACAGACAUAGAAAGAAUAAAGAAGCCAACAAUCAAAUUGUGGAUCUGUCUAUAUCAGCUGUAUAGUCAAAUUCAGCUAUAACCAACAUUCAAUUACUUAAAGGGACAUUAAACACUAAACAAAUGCUAGAUAGAAUGAUGCAUUUAAAGAAAAGAUUAGUCUGAGAAUGACAUUGUAGAUGUAUUUUUUAAAGUUUCGUUAUCUAUUAUAAUAUUGACAAAUUAGGUGUAAAGUUUUAGUGUCUAUAAAACAAUAGGAUCUGCCAUGUUAUAACUUAGGUUAUCUUCUCUGCUGUGGCCAAUUAGGGACAGUUAUAAAUAGGUCACUAUAGUGUGCAGCCAAAGGCUUUGUGGAUUAGAACAGUGUUCUGCACUUCUAUUUCUAACAGGAUUACAGGAAAAGGAGACAAAAUAAAUAAUGUAUAUAA
This is a messenger RNA of Bombina bombina (fire-bellied toad), 1278 nucleotides long. RefSeq lists its product as uncharacterized. Lineage: Eukaryota; Metazoa; Chordata; Amphibia; Anura; Bombinatoridae. Bases 60 to 827 code for a protein of 255 amino acids. The transcript is spliced from 10 exons. The record is from RefSeq and is a predicted model, not a curated record.